UGUAUAUACGUCUCUCUCUCUCCUUUCUCUCCAUCGACAUCUCACACAAACACACGAGCAACCACCUCACACGAGCAACAACCAGCGACCACCACCAGCCACUGCCCCUCCGAUGAUGUUAGUUACACGAGCACCAAUCGAUUGAUUCCGAGCUUGGCAUUUGAUUCUAAUUCCGAGCCUUGGAUUAAUUCGGUUAGAGCCUUGGAUUGCAUCCCUUAUUCGAAUAAUUCAGUUUCUCCUCUCUCAUCUCUCUUUGAUUUUGAUUUGAUUUCUAGAGUUUUGAUUUUGAUUUCUAGAGUUUUGAUUUUGAUUUCUAGAGUUUUGAUUUUGAUUUCUAGGGUUUUGAUUUUGAUUUGAUUUCUAUUCAAUGAACCUAAAAUUUUCUCCCUUGCAAUUUCAUUUCAACUUUAUGAUCUCAAGCAGCAGGGAUUCAUAGAGAGACAAGAGCUUAUGAGGGAAGCUGAGAUGAAUGGCUUUGUAAAUGCACUUGGGGUAUUCCUGCAAUCUGUAUCAUCAAAGAGAAAGAAUGGAACAGCAAGAGUUGAGUAUCCAUGCUUCAGUUGUGCGUUCAUGAAAUGGAGAGAGAUGGGAUAGUUUUUACUAGAGCGUAGAGUUGGGAUGAUCAACAAUACUAUAGGACAGUAAUGUGCGUGAAUUUCAUGUUUGCAGGAAAUAAUAGAUAUGAAGUUGCAACCAUAGUUGGAAUUGUAGUGGCUUUAAAUAUUACACUCAGGUUUAAAUCAUACUGGUUUAAAUCUUGAAGUUGUCAACUGGCAAGAUGAGUGGAGAGAGUUCAAAAAAAGUUGAGAAAAGAAUUAGGAAAGAGCGUGAAGCUAUAAUUGCUGCGACAAUGGAUGAAAGAAGAAAUGCAUCAUUCAGAAUUUUAGAUGAGUGUUCUACUUCUACACAUGUUGAAUCACAUGAUAUGAAAGGAGUUGUAGACUGCACUCAAGUACCAAAGAAGAAAACUAGGGGGGGCAUCAAAGUUAAAGGUGCAUGAAAAAGGAAAACAGAAGUGAUGAAAUUGACUUCAAUGAAAGGAAUCAGCCUGUGGGACCUAAGUCAGUUAAACUAUGGACUUUAGAAGGGAUCUUGGCACGAGAGAUGGUGCCAAUAACCACAGAGAGAUGGCCUGAUAUUCCAGAAGAGGUUAAAGACAAGCUAAAAACUGGCAUAUGUACCCAAGACAUUAUGUACUUAUGCAUAUGUAUUUAUUUUAUGGAGGAUCCUAUUGCAAAACGGUCACCGGCAUCACCACAAAGAAAUGUUCUUGAAAAUAAGGAUGUUGCAAUGGCAAAUGAUGCCCUCCAAACUGUAGUCAAGGAAAGCGGAAUGAAAGAAUCUGCAGUCUCAGAGUUACAGAAAAGGUUAGAAAUUUCCUUCUCGCUUUCUAGCCCCGAGACUCAAAUCAUAGACGAAUUGGAAGACACAGAAUUUCUUGAACUAGCAUCACGGUUGGUUGGAGAAAAUGUUGCUGGCAAUGAGCAGAUUUCACAUAGUCAGGCAGCUGAGGCAGUUCGUGACCAUUGGCGAAAAUCCACUCCACAAUCAAUUCAACUGAAGGAGCUCAGCCCCCUACUUCGUGACUACCAACGCUUGAUUGCACGCCAUCAUAUGGAGCACUCGAACAUUGUUCUUGUCCACUACCGCGAAGUAAAGGUUACAAAUUUAUUCUAUUAUUUCUUUGUUUCUUCAUUGAAGAAAUUCACAAUUGAUAAUUUGUAUACCGUAUCAGAUGAUUCUUGAGCCAAUAUAUAUUAUACAUAAUGCUGGCUAUUUUAGAAUAACAUCGCUUUCUAGCUUUCCCACCUCUUUUGUUUCAAGGUUUCUUGUGUGUAUAUAACUUCCACGUAUUGGAAUCUUGCUACAAAAUAUAGUCUAAUGUGUUUUGUUGCCCAA
Molecule: messenger RNA, 1899 nt
Organism: Camellia sinensis
Lineage: Eukaryota; Viridiplantae; Streptophyta; Magnoliopsida; Ericales; Theaceae
Source: RefSeq, a predicted model, not a curated record